Cynoglossus semilaevis (tongue sole) is the source of this 1748-nucleotide messenger RNA. RefSeq names its product protein psiN-like. NCBI's taxonomy places the organism in Eukaryota, Metazoa, Chordata, Actinopteri, Pleuronectiformes, Cynoglossidae. The coding region runs from base 1 to 960 and encodes 319 amino acids. The record is from RefSeq and is a predicted model, not a curated record. The transcript is spliced from 3 exons.
AUGUCACAGGAGAUAAAGCCACGUUCCACUGAUGACGCUCUGGUGUUUAGUGUUGGCUCCACCACAGAUACACAGGUCUACGACAACUGCCCCAGAGACACCAACAACUGCACCAGGGACACUGACAACUGCACCAGGGACACCAACAACUGCACCAGAGACACCAACAACAGCACCAGAGACACCGACAACUGCACCAGAGACACCAACAACUGCACCAGAGACACCGACAACUGCCCCAGGGACACCAACAACUGCACCAGAGACACCGACAACUGCACCAGGGACACCAACAACUGCACCAGGGACACCGACAACUGCACCAGAGACACCAACAACUGCCCCAGGGACACCAACACCUGCCCCAGAGACACCGACAACUGCACCAGAGACACCAACAACUGCCCCAGGGACACCAACACCUGCCCCAGAGACACCGACAACUGCCCCAGGGACACCAACAACUGCACCAGGGACACCGACAACUGCACCAGAGACACCAACAACUGCCCCAGGGACACCAACACCUGCCCCAGAGACACCGACAACUGCACCAGGGACACCGACAACUGCACCAGAGACACCAACAACUGCACCAGAGACACCGACAACUGCCCCAGGGACACCAACAACUGCACCAGGGACACCGACAACUGCACCAGAGACACCGACAACUGCCCCAGGGACACCAACAACUGCACCAGAGACACCGACAACUGCCCCAGGGACACCAACAACUGCACCAGAGACACCAACAACUGCCCCAGAGACACCAACAACUGCACCAGGGACACUGACAACUGCACCAGGGACACCAACAACUGCACCAGAGACACCGACAACUGCCCCAGGGACACCAACAACUGCACCAGGGACACCGACAACUGCACCAGAGACACCGACAACUGCACCAGCUGGAGAAAUCUUCACCCUUUUAUCUGCUCUGUGACUGGAGGUUGAUGAUGAUGUUUCACCAGAGAAGAACAGGAGAGAAUGUUGAGAUGAAGUUCAGUCCAAUGUCAGAUCAGUGAGAGCCUGACUGGUGGCACGUCUCCAUUAGUGGCAACAUUAAUUUCCCAACCUGGUCAAGACAACAGUGACUGGAGAGAAGAGCCAACACAGAAGGCUGCACCACAAAUGACUGCAUUGAUUAUGUUUAGAAAAGGCAAAUAUUUCCAAAUAACAAACACGUCAGUUUGACAGUUAAAGCUCUUACAGAGUCCACAGAAGAAUGGAGCAGCAGCAGCAGCAGCAGCAGCAGCAGCAGCAGCAGCAGCAGCUGUGACCUGCAGCGUGUCGUCCAUGUCUGAUAAACACCAACAUGAGAACACACACACGCACACACAUUUGUAUGUGUGAGUAUCGGUGAUUCCGUGUGUGUUUGAGCAGCACCAGGAGUCAGACGCACACACACACACACACACACACACACGGUUUGCUCUGCUGUUGACGCCUCAGCAAAUCAAUACGUGCAAUUCUCGAGAAAUACCGUAUCACCAUGGCAACUGGGCCUCCUGCCCUACGGUGAGGAGAACUGCAGAGCAUGUGCUCUGGUUUUUGCUCCACACUUCACUCGUCUCCCACAGAGUUUUGUGUAAUUACGGUGGCAGAUGAGCGACAGGGCGGUUUUAGCCGCGUCGUGUUCGUUACAGGAGGUUGGGACGCGACCAUGUGACCUGAGGUGACGUUGACUCUCUGUGCCUGCGUGUGUGUGUGCGCCUCAGUGUUUCAUAGUAUUAGUAAUUUUU